CGCUUCCUUCCUUCCUUCCUUCCUUCCUUUGUGUUCUGUUUCCCACAACAACGAAACAAAGCAACUCUUCUUCUUCAUUCCAUUUUCCAUCUUCCAACUUCCUCUCUCUCUCACUUGAAUUCAACUUCUCAGAGUCUCUUAUUCAAUCCAAGCUCUGGUGUCAGCGUCAGUCAGAAUCGAGAAUGGUGUGGGUAUCUGCUCUGAUUUUUGUUGGCUUCAUUCUCGGGGUUGCGGCGGUUCUUGCGGCCCAAGCUCUCGCACUCUUCUUCAUCCUCAAACGACUGCGUUUUAAGGCCGAUAGAGACCAAUCCCGAAUCGCUGCUUCCCAACCACCACCCGCUGAGCUCGAUCCUCUCCAGUCUCUCGAUUUCGUCUCCAAGAAGCAGGGUGUUCUAUGGGUUCUAGAAUCAGAAGAAGUUUCGAGAUCAUGGCUGGAUAAACCAUCAAAAGAACAAAAAAGAAAAAGGGAGCUCUUAGAGGUUUUCCCUAUCAAAAUGUAUGGGCAGAUCAAGGGUCAAUCGCUUCUUCUAAGAGAGUCUGAUGGUUUGCAGAGAACAAUUGAACUCAAGGGCUGCACAGUUCAGGCUGUGUCAGCUUCAAGCUUUUCUUCAAGAAAAUGGGCAAAAAGGUUCCCCAUCAAAUUGGAAAGUAAGGGCUCUGCAAUAUAUGAUGGAAGCAAAACCCUCUACAUAUAUCUCGAAACUUCAUGGGAGAAAGAAGCCUGGUGUAAAGCUCUCCAUCUGGUUUCAUGUGAUCAAAAGGAUAAAAUCAAAUGGUUCUCCCAGUUGCAUGAAGAAUUUCAUAAUUAUUUAACAUCCUUAAAUUCUGUAUUUCAUUCUUUUAUGAAACCAUCAGCAGGAAUAAGUGUUGAUACGGUAGAAAGAUCUAGUAAGCCUGAUAGUGCUUCCUCAAAGGUUCGUCAACUUUUGAAGAAGUUUUCGAAAAGAACUUCCCGGGUUGGUUUGGAACAUAAAUCAAGUUCAGCUUUAUUGUUAGGCCAUGACGAAAAAAAGUACAGCGAGAAGCUUCGUGCUGGUCAAGAUGCAGUUUUGGCCACUGGAUUGAUGAAAAAUGCUCCAACAGGAAAGCAUAAGAGUUCCUUGGUAGUAGAUGAUGCUGAUGCUGAGGAGAAGUUUGGCAUUGAUGAGGGAACAUUAUGUUGGAAUCUGUUGAUUUCUCGACUAUUUUUUGAUGUCAAAGGAAACACAGAGUUGAAGAAAUCGAUUCAAUCACGGAUUCAGCAAUUCCGUCAUGGACUUAUGGUCAUAGUGCACUACUUGUUAAUUUCAUUAUGGUUGCUGCUAGAGAGCUAUAUUGGUGAAGUCAUCUGUACUGACAUCAAUACUGGGAAUGUUCCACCUUGUAUAGCUAGAAUGAGGGUUCUUCCUAUGGAACUGAGUGAAGUAUGGGCCUUUGAAGUUGACAUUGAAUAUUCUGGAGGUGUGGUGGUAGAGAUUGAAACAAGGCUUGAAGUUGGUGAACUUGAAACAGAGGACUCAAAUCCAGAGGUAAGUGAUGGAGGAGCUGUCCCAUCAGAUCUUCUUGAAGGUUUUGAAGAUUUAGGAAAACAAUUGAAUCUUGAGGAAAGAAAGAAUGAUUUACAAGAGGAAAAAGAAGACGAUGAUGAUUGGAACACUGCAGAUGUGUCUAAGAGCUUUAAGAAGAUUUUGUCUUCCUCAACUGGAUCAAGAUGGAAAUCUAUAUUAAAGUCUCUUGCCAAACAGGUUUCACAGGUUCCGCUCUCUUUGGCAAUAAAGGUAGAAUCCCUCAGAGGGACAUUGCGUUUGCAUGUAAAGCCACCUCCGUCUGAUCAACUCUGGUACGGUUUCACAUCAAUGCCAGAUAUUGAUUUUAGCUUGGAGUCAUCUGUUGGAGAACGUAAGAUAGCUAGUGGGCACAUUGCUUCGUACCUCAUCAAUAGAAUAAAGGCAGGAAUUUGGGAAACUUUAGUACUCCCCAAUUGUGAAUCCAUUUGUAUCCCAUGGAUGUUAGCAGAAAAGAAUGAUUGGGUUCCUCGCACUGUUGCUCCAUUCAUAUGGAUUAACCAAGAAUUUGCGGUUGACAGUUCAAAUGAUAGCAAUAAUCAACCUUCUGGUGGAGUGAAAGCUAAUGCAUGUACUUCGAGUACUGGUUCGGACCACAAACAACAAAGGCCUAAAAUUCCUAAACCUAGUAAAGAGCCGACCAGCAAAUCAUCAUACUCUGCUCUUCCACAAAGUUCAUCAAGCCAACCAUCCCUGGAAAGCAGCAGAAAGUUGGAAGAAUUGACAACGCCUUUAUUAGAGAAUGACAAACCACAAGAAACUAGAGACUCGGAGCCAUUUGGAACGCCUUCACAAAAUGACGAAGACGAAACUAGUGAACAUAGGAUGGAGGAUAACUCUCAGAUCAUAUCAGUGGAUAGAAGUUUGGUAGCUGAGAAACGCAAUCAUUCUAUUGAGCAAGAUGAGGGAACGCCAAGGAAAAUGGGGAGAAGGGAAAGGAUGUUUGAUUUGCGGAAGAAGAUGGGUGAGAAGUUCGAAGAGAAAAGGCGUCAUCUUGAAGAGAAAAGCAGGCACAUUGUUGAGAAGAUGCGAGGACCAUGAGAACCAGAGCGUAAAUGGGAAAUGCAGAUAUGUUGUUCAUUCAUGAUCAGUUGUUGAUUAUGAAUGUGACAGACAAGUACCUUCUAUACGGCAGAACAAACUGGAGGUAUCAGAUAUUGUUUCAUUUUUUAGUUGUACAUUUUAAGUUGCUUAGAAGAUCAAAAUGGGGAUUAUAGGUAUGUUAAUGAUCCUAGCUAAGAAAAUAUUGUCAGGUCAUGAGGAGGUCAAAGAUACAUUGUCUCUUGUAAAUUUGUCACAGCCACAGCUAAACAACACAUUGAGAACUUGUCUAGUUGCUGAGUUUUGCAUUCAUAUCCUCAAAUUUGAGGAAUAGUUCAGUUAUAGCAUUUUAUAUUCUUGAACUUCUAUUGAUGAGUUCUUUGUUAAUUAGCCAACCCGAUCUAACUUCAACAACUAUCAAGCAGAUAGUAGAAAUAGUUAAUUCGAACAAUUGAAUGACCAUUCCUUUUAUGUUUUUGUUAA
Arachis stenosperma is the source of this 3068-nucleotide messenger RNA. RefSeq lists its product as uncharacterized. The coding region runs from base 183 to 2585 and encodes 800 amino acids. The record is from RefSeq and is a predicted model, not a curated record. Gene Ontology annotation, molecular function: lipid binding. The transcript has 8 exons. Gene Ontology annotation, cellular component: endoplasmic reticulum. NCBI's taxonomy places the organism in Eukaryota, Viridiplantae, Streptophyta, Magnoliopsida, Fabales, Fabaceae.